Molecule: messenger RNA, 734 nt
Organism: Mercenaria mercenaria
Lineage: Eukaryota; Metazoa; Mollusca; Bivalvia; Venerida; Veneridae
Product: osteocalcin 2-like
Exons: 3
Coding region: 43-696 (217 amino acids)
Source: RefSeq, a predicted model, not a curated record
AACUGACCUCCUCUUCUAUCAUUUACCAUCGGACUGUUAAACAUGACUCUACUAUACGUUGCUGUACUUUUUGCUCUGUGUGCCAUAUGCAGAUCGGUUGAUCUAACUAUUGUAGGCACAAAGACAGUUGUAUAUGCAGAGAUGUAUAAAAGACCUGUAGGAAGCUCAGUUACUGGAUUUGGUUUUGACUUUGGCAGCGAAGGAAGUGUCAGCGGAAGCGGAAGUAGCAGUAACACCGACAGUAGCAGCAGUAGCAGCAGCAACACCGACAGUAGUAGCAGUAGCAGCAGUGGCAGCAGUAGUAGUAGCAGCAGCAGCAGUAGUAGUAGUAGUAGCAGCAGCAGCAGCAGUAGCAGUAGCAGCAGCAGUAGUAGCAGCAGCAACAGUAGCAGUGGUGUUUUCGGGAAAAGAGAAUGGCGGUAUAACCACUAUGGUGUCGUUGUCACAACGUAUGAUAACCAGAAGUGGCUUGUUUACAACACAAACGAUUAUGGACAUGCCAUGGACACUGCCAUUAUUGAAGCAAGCCGUAUGUCCUCAUCAUGGUCAAGAUCCAAAUGCGGGACCGUACACUCUCAUACCGUCUAUGAUUUCAUGGCUGCCGGAAGAAUACCGUGCACAUACAGUAUGCUGUUUUGCAGUGACGAAACUGCUUCAGAAGCAAUGUGGAAGCUUGUUUCUAACACUCAUUGUUGAGUCACGUGAUAAAGUCGUUCAUAAAAACUAAAUCUGAA